Messenger RNA from Alosa sapidissima (American shad), 747 nucleotides. Its product is annotated as 60S ribosomal protein L19. The transcript has 6 exons. Gene Ontology annotation, biological process: translation. The record is from RefSeq and is a predicted model, not a curated record. Gene Ontology annotation, cellular component: ribosome; cytosolic large ribosomal subunit. Gene Ontology annotation, molecular function: structural constituent of ribosome; RNA binding. The coding region runs from base 127 to 717 and encodes 196 amino acids. Lineage: Eukaryota; Metazoa; Chordata; Actinopteri; Clupeiformes; Clupeidae.
UUACAUGCUGCCAUUUUCUGUUCACGUAGGUGGACAUUUUUGUGAACUUCAGGGUUAUCCCAACCCUUAUAAUGGUAGGGUCCUGCACGCACGAAUCUCCUUCCUUUCUCUCAAAGAUCCGCAGCCAUGAGCAUGCUCAGGCUCCAGAAGCGACUGGCGUCCAGCGUUCUACGCUGUGGCAAGAAGAAGGUCUGGUUGGACCCAAACGAGACCAACGAGAUCGCUAACGCCAACUCUCGCCAGCAGAUCCGUAAACUGGUGAAGGAUGGUCUUAUCAUCCGCAAGCCCGUGACUGUGCACUCCCGUGCCCGCUGCCGCAAGAACACGCUGGCACGUCGCAAGGGUCGCCACAUGGGCAUCGGUAAGAGGAAGGGUACUGCCAACGCCCGUAUGCCAGAGAAGCUUUGCUGGAUGCGUCGCAUGAGGAUCCUGCGCCGUCUGCUGCGUCGCUACAGGGAGUCCAAGAAGAUUGACAGGCACAUGUACCAUAGCCUCUACCUGAGGGCCAAGGGUAACGUGUUCAAGAACAAGCGCAUUCUCAUGGAGCACAUCCACAAGCUGAAGGCCGACAAGGCUCGCAAGAAGCUCCUGGCUGACCAGGCCGAGGCUCGCCGGUCCAAGACCAGGGAGGCCCGUAAGCGCAGAGAGGAGCGCCUCCAGGCCAAAAAGGAAGAGAUCAUCAAGACCCUGUCCAAGGAAGAGGAGACCAAGAAGUGAGCCCUUUUUCAGCCCCAAUAAAAACCCACA